AUGGUGACCUUCUCACGAGAGACCACUGGCGCCGAAGUGGUCGAGACGUGGAAAGAGUACAUCGCUGGCAAGACAGUCGUCAUCACCGGAGCCAGCGCCGGCGGUCUUGGGUCCCAAACAGCUCUUGACAUUGCCGCCGCAAAGCCAGCGACCCUCGUCCUCCUCGCGCGCCAGGCCUCCAAAGUGCAACCCGUGAUCGACCGGAUCGCCGAGCUCAGUCCCUCGACCAAAGUUGCCUUCGUGCCAAUCUUCCUCGACGACCUCGAGUCGGUCCGCAGCGCGGCGGCCGAGGUGGGCCGGCAUGUCCAGAAGAUCGAUGUGCUGAUCAACAACGCCGGAAUCAUGGCUGUGCCAUACUCCAAGACCGAGAUUGGCGUGGAAUCGCAGUUCGCCACCAAUCAUCUCGGACACUUUGUGUUCACGCAGCGACUAUUUCCGUUGAUCAAGGCCGCCGGCAAGACUGCGCGCGUCGUCAACCUGACAUCGAACGGCUACCUGGUCUGCCCGUUCCGAGCAGACGACAUCAACUUCGACGACGGCAAGACCUACGAUCCUUUGUCUGGCUACGGCCAGUCCAAGACAGCCAACAUCCUCUUCACCAAGGGCCUGGCCAAGCGCGGCGUCACCUCGUUCGCCGUCCACCCGGGCGUCAUCUUUGAGACCCAUCUCGGGGACGGGCUUGACUUGAGCAUCUUCGGCACCAUCAAUGAAGUCACGGAACGAAACACGGGAAGGAAAUUCGGCCAAAUGGACCAGCCCAAGAGUUUGGAGCAGGGGUCGGCCACCACCCUCGUCGCGGCGUUUGACCCGACCAUCAGAGACGCGAGUGGUGGGUAUCUGAAGGACUGUCAUCUCACAGAGGUGGUUGAGCAUGCACAGGACCAAAGUAGCGUCGAGAAGCUGUGGGAGUUGAGCGAGAGCUUGGUGGGCGAGAAAUUUGUCAUCUGA
Molecule: messenger RNA, 948 nt
Organism: Capronia epimyces CBS 606.96
Lineage: Eukaryota; Fungi; Ascomycota; Eurotiomycetes; Chaetothyriales; Herpotrichiellaceae
Exons: 2
Coding region: 1-948 (315 amino acids)
Source: RefSeq, a predicted model, not a curated record